Maudiozyma barnettii is the source of this 711-nucleotide messenger RNA. It is a transcript of the gene SMU2, whose product is annotated as Smu2p. The transcript has a single exon. Bases 1 to 711 code for a protein of 236 amino acids. NCBI's taxonomy places the organism in Eukaryota, Fungi, Ascomycota, Saccharomycetes, Saccharomycetales, Saccharomycetaceae. The record is from RefSeq and is a predicted model, not a curated record.
AUGUCUUCUGCAAGUACAGAGAGUAUUCAAUCUUCAGAUAAUAACAAGUCUUCUAGACAGCCAAGAAAUAAAAGGAAUAACAGACGUCCCAAGAGUAAUAAGAAGGAUGAAUCAAAUGAUAAGAAGAAUGAAACCGAUUUUGUAAAAAAAUUAAAUAAGAAAAAUGGUAAAAGUAGGCAUGGAGGUCCAAGAAGAAAGAGAAAUGAGAAUUCCAGCACAAAUGGUUCUGUAAAAGAAUAUAUUAAACCUGAAUAUAAAGAAAAUUCAGCUUCAGCCAAACAGAGACAUGAUCAAAUAGAUCAAUGUCUUCACGCUUUAGGGAAGGAUAAUUUCAAAUUGUUUAGAAAUGGGAAAUAUGUCACCACAUAUGCUGUGAACUUCCGUAACAAUAACAUAUCAUCGUUUUUCCCAAAAGAUAUGGGUAUCAAAUUUGCUAUUAAUAUUCCACAUGAUUAUCCAGAACAGAGUCUGAAGCUGUCUAGUAAUAAGAGUAAUAGUCAAGAAACUUCAGAUAACGCAACUUUGAACAAUUUAGUAAGAAACUUCAAUAGUAAAAUGCGGAACAAUGAUAAUAACGUAUACCCAAUUCUAGCGCAGUUAAAUUAUUUGGUUCAGGAGGUUGAUUUUCUAACACAAUCAAAUUUUAAAAAAAAUGAUAACUCAAGAUCUGAAUUCUAUGCUCAGUUUACACAAACUGAGCAAACUGCAUAG